Sinocyclocheilus anshuiensis is the source of this 1969-nucleotide messenger RNA. Its product is annotated as ras-related protein Rab-34-like. The record is from RefSeq and is a predicted model, not a curated record. Bases 279 to 1043 code for a protein of 254 amino acids. Gene Ontology annotation, molecular function: GTPase activity; GTP binding. The transcript is spliced from 11 exons. Lineage: Eukaryota; Metazoa; Chordata; Actinopteri; Cypriniformes; Cyprinidae.
AGACCGGGGCUUAUGUUGAGCACAGUCACGCAGUGAAAGCAAAAAGUUACUUUUAAACGAUUACUUUGUAUUAUUUCAUGCAUUUGUCACAAAAGAACCUAAGAGCCUACUAUAAUAUUUGCCUCAACAACAAAAAUGUGUCGACUAAAUAAAGUUACUGUCAAGUCUAAAAUAGGCUACUUGUAGAAUGUAAAAAAAAGCCUUCUGACUUUUAAGUCACCGGACAGAAUGGUUGAGUGUUUGCAGUUGUUUUGGUGUGGUCUUGUUAAAGCUCUCACAUGAUGAACUCUCUACCCCCUGUGAAAGGAAACAGGAUCAUCUGUGAACUCCCUUUGUACUUUACAAGGGACGCUGCAGUGCACACCAAAGAUGGCUUCAACAUUACCGUUAAAGAUGCAUGUCAAGGACAGAAAACAGGAUUGAAUGUAGCCAAGGUCAUUGUUGUCGGUGAUGUAGGAGUUGGAAAGACCUGUUUAAUAAACAGAUUCUGCAAAGACACAUUUGACAAGACAUACAAAGCAACUAUUGGAGUGGAUUUUGAGAUGGAGAGAUUUGAGGUCCUCGGAGUGCCCUUCAGUUUGCAGUUGUGGGACACAGCAGGUCAGGAAAGAUUCCGAUGCAUUGCAUCCACAUACUACAGAGGAGCUCAAGCCAUCAUUGUUGUCUUUGACCUGAGCAAUUAUAACUCUUUGGAUCAUGCAAGAGAGUGGCUUGAAGAUGCCAUGAGAGACAAUGACCCAUCUAGUGUUCUCCUCUUCCUCGUGGGAACCAAAAAGGAUCUUAGUCACCCAGAUCAGUUGGCUCAAAUGGAGCAAGAAGCCGUUCAAAUCUCAGAGGAGAUCAGAGCAGAGUAUUGGGCCGUGUCUGCUCUGUCAGGGGAAAGUGUGAGAGAUUUUUUCCUACGGGUUGCAUCACUUACAUUUGAGGCGACUGUGUUAUCUGAGCUGGAGAGGAACAAUUCUAGACAAGCUAGUGAUAUUGUCAAUAUCUCUAACAAUUGUGAUGACAUUUUUAAGAAGAGGCAAUCCAGCUGCUGUCGUUGACUAAAAGUAUGUAACGUUCAAAUGGCAAUAGAAGUGAUCCUUGAACACAGACUUUGGGAUGAUGUCCCAUAAUGCUCUGAUGCACAUCUUUGAGUUGAAGAAAAAAAUAAUACACACAGAGGACUUGGCCAGUGAGAUGAGGGAAUCUCAACAAGAAUUCAUCUGAAAGUGAAGUUUGGAUUGUAAUCAGAAGUGUACCAAUGAAUCCAUUAUAUAUUUCAUGUGUUUUUUAGUUAUGAAUUUGAAAGCAUUUUUCUGUAUCAUGAUUGUAUUACAUGAUUAUUAUGUGGAUACACAGUAAUUGAGUUUGUCAUAGACUAUCAAAUAACCAGGAACAAGUGAGUGGUUUUGUCCAAAAACGUGUUAAUUUUUGUUCCAAGCAGUGUCUUAUGAAGAUUUAAAUCUGUAAAUCUAUCUAUAAAUACUUGGUGUCAUUUACUGGCAUCUCAGGUCUAUUACAUAAAGCGAUGCAAAUCCCUGUCAUUUGGUGGUAAUGACUUCUGCCUUUACAUUUGCUUUUUCCUAGCAAACAGCAGUGCUUAUGUGCAGAAUACUUAAGAGGUCACAUUAAAUGCCCUCCUGGCGGUUCUGAGUGGAUAUUUUGUAAAUGCAGCCCUUGUUUUUAGUUGCAUCAUGAGAUUCUCUGGCUAAUAUGAUACAUAUGCCAGCACUCGUGACCACAGGCUCUGCUGCCGACUGCGCCGACACUCUGAGCUAAAUGGAAGGAUUGUUAAGACGGAAAUAGAGAAGUAUCACUCAAACGAAAAUUGUGAAGCAAAAAUUAGCAGCUCAACAAACAGCCCACUUGAAAAACCAUUAUAUUCUGUACUGAAAUGUCCCCUCAAGUCUUCAUGAGAGAAUAAAGGAUAAAAUCCCCAAAAAUGUCAAUUGUUGGUAUUUUUGUCCACUUGUAGCUGUGCCUUACA